Annulohypoxylon truncatum is the source of this 1015-nucleotide messenger RNA. RefSeq names its product 60S ribosomal protein L13. The record is from RefSeq and is a predicted model, not a curated record. Lineage: Eukaryota; Fungi; Ascomycota; Sordariomycetes; Xylariales; Hypoxylaceae. Gene Ontology annotation, biological process: translation. Gene Ontology annotation, molecular function: RNA binding; structural constituent of ribosome. The transcript has 5 exons. Gene Ontology annotation, cellular component: ribosome; cytosolic large ribosomal subunit. The coding region runs from base 128 to 772 and encodes 214 amino acids.
GGGUUAGUCUAAGCCUGCUACUCUAAGGAAAUUCUCGUGCCUCCAAUCCGGGAAUUGGAAUUGAGUAGACCUGCGAUCCACGACCAUUCUUUCCACAACCAUCAGCCCUUGAUCGCAAUCAGUCACAAUGGCGAUCAAGCAUAACAACCAGAUUCAGCACAACCAUUUCCGAAAGGAUUGGCAGCGACGGGUUCGGACUCACUUCAACCAGCCCACCCAAAAGAUCCGCCGUCGCUCUGUCCGUGCUGCGAAGGCCGCUGCUGUCGCUCCCCGACCCGUUGACAAGCUGAGACCCGUGGUCCGAUGCCCUACUAUCAAGUACAACCGCCGCGUUCGUGCUGGACGUGGUUUCACUCUCACUGAGUUGAAGGAAGCCGGUAUCCCCCGUCUCGUUGCCCCUACCAUCGGUAUCGCCGUCGAUCACCGCCGCCAGAACCUCAGCGAAGAGUCCCUCGCCGCUAAUGUCGCCCGCCUGAAGGCCUACAAGGCCCGAUUGAUCGUUUUCCCCCGCAAGGGUGCCAAGCACCCCAAGGCCGGUGACAGCAAGGACAUCGACCUUAGCAACACCCAGACCGUUUCGACCGUCGGAUCUACCCUCCCCAUCGUUCCCGUCGGCGAGGGUAUCUCAGAGAUCAAGAAGAGCGAGCUACCCAAGCCUAUCGAGGGUGGUGCCUACGCGAAGCUCCGCAAGGCCCGAAGUGACGCCCGACUACAAGGCGCGCGGGAGAAGCGAGCUCGGGACAAGGCCGAGGCGGAGGCUAACAAGAAAUAAGAUGGGGGCUGAACUCAGACAGGGUCUGCACGGGAGUACGGACGGCAUUAUCAGGGUUCUGCUUUCGUUGUGUUGUUGGUCGGUCAUGGUGGGUUGGCUUGCGGUUUCUGUGUAGCCAUGAGGGAAAAGAUAUCAACCUUCUCUCGCCACACAAAAAGACUGAAGCCAUUAUUGCAUCUUCCGGUUUGCUCUAGGUCUUUCUCAAUGAAAAAUGAAUGGACAUGAUCUACGUCUUCUUUGAAG